Molecule: messenger RNA, 921 nt
Organism: Oppiella nova
Lineage: Eukaryota; Metazoa; Arthropoda; Arachnida; Sarcoptiformes; Oppiidae
Source: the annotation of a GenBank genome assembly
AUGGCCUUACGGUUGGCGUACGCGUUGAGUGGAUGUCUUGAGCGGCGGAUCAGUUGCCGGAUGACCAUGUGCGGACAUACAGUCACACCAUUGCCUCAGUGGAUACACCUGACAGCACCGGUAGGCCCGCAGAUAUUAGUGACAAGGCGAGGAAUGGCCGCAAGAAGUAGUCAUACAAUGAAUGCACAGAAAGUCUAUCCGAAAGACUCUUUGGACCGAUUGGGCGAUGAUUUGUGUCAACACUUAUUGUCUUUCCUAUCACUCGAAGACCGGUUCCGAUGUGAAUGUGUGUCCAAACAGUGGCAACGAGUCAUAUAUAAGACACAACACGAGCUGAUAGUCACCGAAGACUUCGUUAAAUUGCGAGCAAUCGAGAAGUCGUUCUCAACGAUCCUCAAGAAGUGUCAAAACAUCACCAAAAUAGCGAUCAUUAGUCCCUUUUAUGUGAUAAACAACUCGAACCCAAUGUUGGACUCAAUCGCUAGACAUUGCCAUCACUUGACAGACAUUUGCUUCAACUUUGCAAACGCUAUACGAUUUCAAACAUACGACAGAUUUUUCGCAAAGUUUGCCAAACAAUUGAAAUCAAUUGAAUGGACGGCUAUUCAUAAAGACGACGCCAGAGAUAAGCCAAUCGUUAAUAACAUCAAGUGUUGCGACAAUUUAACACAAUUUAAUGGCUAUUACUACUACUCAUACUUUCAUACCUCGGAUUAUAGCGAGAAAAUGUGUUUAUCGUAUAUGAAAUCCAUUGAUGUGGAGAUCGAUAGGAGAUGUAAUGAGAAGUGCAUCGAUAUACUGAUGACUGAUUACUUGUUCAGACCAUUCAUCACACGAUAUAAGAUGUACUCAAUUGAAACAAAUUGGUAUCAAUUGCGCGAAACUCAAGAGACUGUCACUCGAUGUCAACGCAAAAUCUGA